UAUUUUUCAUAUACCCACUUCCUGUUGUAACAUAUCAGCCGAACGAUAUCUCUUGCGAUGGAGACCACUGUAUGUCAAGGAAAUGAUGAUCAGAAACCAGGUGAAACGGUCAAGAUUCCUGAACGCCUAUUGAAGAGAGACCAGGCAAGGUUGGAGGAGGCAGAACGACGCAAAGACGUCAAGGAAAGCCAGGCAGUAACAGAGGAGAAGAGUGAUUUUUUCUCCACCACGUUUCAGUCUGAGAAGGCAUCCAUCGAAGAGUUGCUAUCCAACUGCACCGAGACAAACCGAGAAAAUGCUACGCAGGUUUUGGAAGAGGCAACGGUCAAAAUACAACAGCUGCAAAAAUUCCUUAAUGACAGUCUGGUGUUCCUAACACCUUACGAACUCAGACAGGCCCAGGCAACCUUACAAGCACUCCAGAGCUCCAUAUCAGACAAAAGAGAGGAACUUUUGCCAAAAAAGAAGUUUGCCUUUAAAUCUCGCAACGUGAAGAGUAAAACUCCAUCAUCCUCUAUCGCCGAGUUACCCAAGUCAACCAGCAACAUCGAUGCAGUCGUAAAUGCCACUGUGGAACAAGUACAGUGCGCUUUCUCCCACAUCGAUUCUCAGGUUGUGAUAAAGAGCGCGGACGAAAUCCAGCAGCGGGACGUGCUGCUAUCCCACCUGACGAACUGCAAGGUGAGACUGCUCGGCUCGCCGAGUACUCUGCAUAUCAAACAUGUUCGUGACUGUGAGAUUUUGUGCGGGCCAGUGUCGAGCUCGGUGUUCGUGGAUCAGUGCACGGGCAGCAUCCUCGUCUUUCCUUGCCAGCAGCUGAGAACCCAUAACACUAAGGACACUCGGAUCUACCUUCACGUCACGAGUCGUGCCAUCAUUGAGGACUGUCAAGGAGUCAGUUUCGCUCCCUUUAAUUGGACCUACUCUAACUUGGAUGCUGAUUUUGCCGUGUCUGGACUGGACAAGAAUAGAAAUAACUGGGAUCAGGUCGAUGAUUUCAACUGGCUCGCAGCUGGCACCCAUUCCCCAAAUUGGACUGUCAUUCCUGAAUAUGAUCGGAAAACCAGCUGGGAUGAGUUGGUUCCUUCUGCUGAGUAGAUGUUUGUCAGUAUUUGCUUUUAAACAAAGGUGAAAAGAGGGGCAUUCACUUAUACACCCCGUGUCCUCAACAAUACAGCCUUAUAGUAAAAAUGCACUUUGUCAUAGUAUUCAAAUGCUAAUUUAUUGUGUCUGCUCCAGGCAGAAUGUGCGUCCAAAUAAUUAAAACGUGAUCAAAAUAAACACAUCUGAUGAUUCA
Alosa sapidissima (American shad) is the source of this 1297-nucleotide messenger RNA. RefSeq names its product tubulin folding cofactor C (gene tbcc). The record is from RefSeq and is a predicted model, not a curated record. Gene Ontology annotation, molecular function: tubulin binding. Gene Ontology annotation, cellular component: cytoplasm. Bases 58 to 1098 code for a protein of 346 amino acids. NCBI's taxonomy places the organism in Eukaryota, Metazoa, Chordata, Actinopteri, Clupeiformes, Clupeidae. The transcript has a single exon. Gene Ontology annotation, biological process: post-chaperonin tubulin folding pathway; tubulin complex assembly.